Messenger RNA from Chrysochloris asiatica (Cape golden mole), 855 nucleotides. RefSeq names its product chromosome unknown open reading frame, human C21orf58 (gene CUNH21orf58). The coding region runs from base 1 to 855 and encodes 284 amino acids. The record is from RefSeq and is a predicted model, not a curated record. Lineage: Eukaryota; Metazoa; Chordata; Mammalia; Afrosoricida; Chrysochloridae. The transcript is spliced from 7 exons.
AUGGUGGACUCAUUGGUGGCCGACCAAAUGACUCGCCUGACACUCAAACUCUUGGAAAAGAAGCUGGAGUGUGAGCGUGAGAACAUGGAAGGGGAAUCUGAAGUCCCACAUCUUGUGGCAGGAGAGGAGGCCAGGCCAGAUGAUGCCCUCCAGAUUGCCCUGAGGAGAAGGAAGGAGCUCCUGCAGAGACUCUGGGAACAGCACCUCCUGGAGGAGCUCUCUCGGGCCCACACCUGGAGGGGGACAGAGAGACGGGCCUGGGGGUCAGAGGUGCCCCCUGUGUUGGGCCACCCUGCCACCUCUACGCUACCGCCCCCACCAGGCCCAGAGCCACCCCGGAUCAUCCAGCACUCAGUACCCCAGCCACCUGCCACCAUCAUUCAACAGCUACCUCAUCAGCCUCUCAUUGCACAGAUUCCUGCCCCCCAGACCUUCCCCACUCCUAGGUCUGGGAGUAUUAAGGAAGACAUGGUGGAGAUGAUGCUGAUGCAGAACGCCCAGAUGCACCAGAUUAUCAUGCAAAACAUGAUGCUCAAGGCUCUGCCACCUGCUGCACUGGCUGCCCCAGGGCCACAGAUCACCGCCCUGCACCCCACCCCACAGGAUCCGCAGUGGGCACACCCUGUCUUCCAGCGAGCAGAAAAGCAGAGGCUGGCCUCGGUGCACCACCAUCACCACUAUGCACCCCCAGCCCCACUACAAUCCAUCUCCACACCUGGGACCCCUAUGAGCUACCCCAUGUGGCCAUCAGUUGUUGCAGCCACGGCACUCCCACAGGCCGCCAACUUUCAGCCCACAGUGCGCCAUGUGGCUGGCCCUAUGGCUGCUGCUACCCUGCCCGUCCUUAAUUCGUAA